Messenger RNA from Coniophora puteana RWD-64-598 SS2, 2663 nucleotides. RefSeq lists its product as uncharacterized. Gene Ontology annotation, cellular component: nucleus; ribonucleoprotein complex; cytosol. Lineage: Eukaryota; Fungi; Basidiomycota; Agaricomycetes; Boletales; Coniophoraceae. Gene Ontology annotation, molecular function: mRNA 3'-UTR binding; poly(U) RNA binding; poly(A) binding. The coding region runs from base 22 to 2604 and encodes 860 amino acids. The transcript is spliced from 9 exons. The record is from RefSeq and is a predicted model, not a curated record.
UCUUCGCUCGUGAUUCGCCAGAUGAAUCCUCGUACGCCGCCUCCUCGUGCUUCUCCGCAUGAUUCCCCCGCGACCCAGCCUCAGCCGGUCAAGCCCUUGGCUGAUCAGCAGGCCCCCGACACUGGACUCAACACGCCUACCCGACAACAUCCAGCGCCACCUACCCCUCCUGACUCCUCCUCUCGCAGUAGCACGGCCAACGCCUCUUCUCUCGCAGCCUCCAAAUCCAGGAUCUCUCCUUCUGACGAGAGCUCUCCUCAACACGAUACCUUCUCCGUAGAUUUUGCACCCCAUUCUAGUCCUAUCACCAUGAAGCCUCUCGGCGGUGCUCUCGAUGCACCACCCAAUCACGAAGGUAUUACUUUACAGUCGUCGAUAUCUUUCCCCAGCACUCAAGUUUCGUCUAUUCCUUCUUUUAGCACUUCGUUUUCCGCUGCGAGCUUUGCGUUCAGCAACUCCUCUGCCUUGGAUUCAUCUACCACCACAUCGCAAAGUUCUUCAAGCCCACGCCCGUCGUCGCCCAAGCUCUCUGAAGGCACCGACCAAGAACGUACACCGAACGUCUACAUCAACGGCCUUCCGCCGCACUUCCCGGAACAAGACCUUCAUGAACUCGCUCGACCGUACGGAGAAGUCAAGAGUGUAAGGUCAUUCACACGCCACGUUAGCGAGAAGCCCACUGGAUACGGCUUUGUGCUUUACGACAGCAUUGAAUCGGCGGCCAAGUGCAUUGCAGGGUUGAAGAAGUUUCGCAAUAUCCAUCCAUCCUUUUCUAAGCAAAUUCAUAAGAUACCUGGAACUCCCUAUGCUCAGCAGGGAGACUCGUCGCCGACCGAGCAAGACGCUGAUUCUUUCAAGUCGCGUAUGAAUAGGCUGGGGGAUACGGCGUCUUCAAACCUGUACAUUGAAGGACUGCCGAUGUCGAUUGAUGAAGAGAGUCUAGCGGCAUUGAUGCAGCCCCACGUCAUCAAGAGUAGCCGCUUCUUUAAAACAAAGCUUAGUGACCCUCCCCGCAUCAUUGCAUUCGUUCGUCUGGAAAAUCGCAACGCAGCUGAAGAGAUUAUUGAGCGCCUACACGGUAGAAUGGUUCGCGGAUGGAAUGAUCCUGGUUGCAGGAUCUCAGUUCGUUUUGCCGACAGUCCUGAACAACGAGAGCUUCGGCGAACGGAGAGAGUCCCCAGAGGCGACGGAGAGCAGUCACCUGCCCGUCUCACCAUUGCCCAAGCUGCACUUCUCAACCUUCGCGGGCAGAACCUGCAACCGAAUAAACUUCCUAAACCUCUUUCUUCAGCGACUGAACAAAGACUUCCGCCGGCGAGCCAACGCUCACCCUUACAAGACUCUUUUGGCACUUUCUCUUCUCCUCGUUCCCCCGCCGAGAUCCUGGCCUCGAGUAGGAAUUUGCUGGGUCUCUCGGGCAACCCAACCCAUCAACUUGGCUCUUCCCAGCAGACGUUACCAAACUUCCCAGCCAACGUUGACAUUCAGCGUUUGUCUCAGCUUUUGCAGAACAAUGCCCAUAUUGGGGCUGGCUAUGAUGUCAGUGGACUUGGUCUUGGCUCUCUGGAGGCGGAGUACCGCGCCAACGCUCUUGCCAUCCAACAGGCACAGCUUCAGGCUUUGAUGAACGCGAACGCUGCUCUUCUCUCCGCCAAUGCCAACGCAUCCUUGUCGUCUGCCCGUGCUCAUAACCAGGCGCGGAACGGGUUCACUCCGGCAGAGGAGCUUCUUCUCCAAGCUCAUGCUCGAAUGCAGCAACAACAACAUCACGGGGCGCCAUCAGACUCUCAGCGUCUUGACGGCGACUUUGCGGCCCGGCCGGAGCGGGCCCAUGCCUUUGGCGAUGCAUCCUCGCAGCGGGGCCGACUUUUCCAGGAGUCGCUCCCCCCGAUCUCGGAAGACGAGUUCCACGCCGGAGCAGCGCAGCACGUCGAUCUCCAGUCUGGCGAUUCGUCCAACGCUUCCUCGUCGGGGGCUAAUCAAGACAGCCGCUCCUUCGUCAAGCCCCCCAGUCGAGCUAUCGAGAUUGUUGCUCCCCGUGAUCAAUCACAGCCCGUAGGCAGCGAAUGGCAGAAGAUCCGUCGUCAUAGCAAGUCGGGGUCGCCCGAUGCGUCUGCUUCGCUCAUUCACUCACAGCCCCAGUCACGUUCAUUGACCCUUCCGUCUCCUUCUCCCGCCAUUUCCAAAACCCAGCGCCAUUUCAUGCAAACCAGUAAUGAUAUCCGUUCCAACAGCUUCUCCUAUAAUAGCGGGAUUUCCGGUCACGCUAACGCUUCAAACUCUACGCCUGCUUCGAACAGCUACACUUCGUCAAAGGACGGCUUUCAUUCUCAGCAGCACAGCGUCAACAAUACCAGCUAUGUUCCCCGCGAACCCUAUACCCGUGACCAACCGCACGCAGUGACUUCAGUAGAGGACCGUAAGCAAACCUCCGGCUCUCCUCCGGCCAUCUCGCCGGCGCUCACAUACUGCAGUAACUCUCCGUCAACGUUGAGCCCUACCACUCCCUACUUCCACCAGGACAACUUUGGCGGCGUAUCAGGCGCGGAGGAUACCAAGAGCGGGUCGGUCGCCAAGGUCAACGUUCCCUCUUCAUUGCACUAGAUUCUCGCCCAUUGGUAUCCUUUGCCUACCGUCUUUUCUUAUAGCAGUUUGACCGAUGC